Exophiala xenobiotica is the source of this 3651-nucleotide messenger RNA. RefSeq lists its product as hypothetical. Gene Ontology annotation, biological process: DNA-templated transcription; regulation of DNA-templated transcription. The record is from RefSeq and is a predicted model, not a curated record. Lineage: Eukaryota; Fungi; Ascomycota; Eurotiomycetes; Chaetothyriales; Herpotrichiellaceae. Bases 1167 to 2921 code for a protein of 584 amino acids. Gene Ontology annotation, molecular function: DNA binding; DNA-binding transcription factor activity, RNA polymerase II-specific; zinc ion binding. The transcript is spliced from 4 exons.
AUGACACGCAGCUCAGGUCAGCUCGCUUCAAAUUGGCCGCCGUAUGCUGUAUUCCACUUUUGCAAGGGUGAAAGAGGUUAAGCUCCGAAUCGAUGCUGCGAAUCAGAUCCUGUGGAAACCUAGUUCCUGGCACAGUCGCCUGGAAUCGGUCUGAGCAUUGCCCACAGUCUGGCCGCCAUCACGCCUGGAGGCGAUAUCUAAAGUCUUCUGGUCGCGAAUUUCAUUGCCCUUCUUAGCAACCACCCAAAGCGUCUCCUGCUUCCGACCCACUGCAAAACGGACAGCUCGACAUCUACUAUCGUUAGCAGUGCCCCAGCUCGGUCAGACCUUCCCACCAGCCACAUUCUCGAAUAUGUGUUUUUGUAUGUGACCCGAAAUGCCGGAAAGAUUUUCCCAGAGUCCUCAUUGACGAAUUCUCACCGGCAAUCAUCUUGCGUCACGUGUGGGCGUGAAUAUAAUUUCUUUCCCUGCUUCCAGUGUCUCUGCUGGCACAGGCCAAUAUGAGAUUCGGGCUGCAAUCCUUCUGGAGCAGAUGGCAGUGUCACAUUCGUUGGAUCCAAACACUUUCCCUGGCUGUUGGUACUUUUCAGAGUCGUCACUUCCUUGGCUCGAGUUAACGCUCGAAUAGUCCUUGUUGCCUGCCCAUCAGUCUUGCGACUGACUGUUCAGGCGAUAUCUCGAGAGCCGUCAAGGCUUCCGCUCAAUCAUGUCGCAGAAGCCUCCAAGACCUCUAGCGCCCGCGACUCCUAUGUAUCCGGCUGCCUUGCCCGGCCCGAGCAUACUCCAGUCGCCUGCGAAACAGAGGCGGAAUAUCACAACGGCUUGCAGAGCCUGCCGAAAACGUCGUACGAAGGUACGUACCUUCAAAGAGGUUUAAACCCACCUUGCCCUCAGCGGAAGGUGACAGAGUCUGACUGGGAGCAUCCUUUGUAGGAAAUCAGGAAAUCAGCACGUCUUCUGCUUUUUCCGGGGGAGGAGCUUCCAGUCAGGCUGUGUCACUCUCCGUUGACCUUGGGCCAGCUGUCUCCCAGUCGAAGCAGCCCUUACCAUGGACGACGCUCACGAACUGCGGUUUUCAAUAGUGUGACGAUAACACUCCUUGUGCAGCAUGUGUCGCGAAACGGACAGACUGUAUCCGCGAGGCCGGGGAAGACGGGCGCAGAAGAAUGGCAUGGAAGAGAAAAGUCGAGGAGUUGGAAUCGGACCAAAGACUGCUCCCUGACUUGAUGGAGGCGAUUCGUAAUGGUGAACAAGGUCAAGUGGAAAGUCUGAUCAGGAUGAUCCGAGCCACCACAUCGAACCAAGAGGUGUCGGACUAUCUUGCCACCAACUUUCCCCGGCCAGCCGUUGAUGGCGAGGACGAUGAAGGUCGCAGCAAGACAUCGACACGGCAACAGUCGCCACAGUCACUGCAAAGUCGCUUUUCAAGAUCCAUGUCGGUGUCCAUCACCCCCAUGUUCUCGGUGCCCGCCAAACCGUGGACCACAGUUACCGACGAUGACUGGCUGGUGUCGCACCUGGUCUCUUUGUGGUUCACAUGGCGCCACUGGUGUUAUCCAUUUGUGGACCGGGAAACCCUCAUUGCAGCUAUGCGGUCUGGGGAUGAAGAUGGUGGGGUGUGUUCUCCAGCCUUGGUCAACAUGAUUCUUGCGGAUGCAUGUUUCGACUAUGACAAUGAAGAGGAUGACAAUGGCAAUCCGUCCAUCGAAAAACCCUUACAAGAUCUCUUCUACGAAGAAGCAAAGAGACAUGCAGAAGCUACGGUGCAAAAGAGAUCUCUGACCUCAAUACAGUUCCUGGCUGUCCAAUGGAUGUACUUGGAGAAUCGCGGUAUCGACAGACUCGCUGUCUCCAUCAUGCAAGAAAUGAUACAUCAACUCAAGCAGUUUGACAAGCCUGGUCGAGCUCAGAAGCCGCGGACACGACAUGGAAAGGAACGAGUCUCUGGUGCUCAACGGCAUCUGGGAUACACAAGUUGGGCCGCUUUUGUCACGACGACAGCCGCCACUUUCGCUAUGCGCACUCGUCCGAUGAUGAAACCACCUACCAAGGAUAAGCCGCCUCUUUGCAAGGGUGAACUUGGUGAGGCUUGGUUGCCAUAUCCUCGCGACAACCCACCGGUCUUUGCACAUCCCAACUGUCAUCUUCAUCAUCUAGGCGCCUUGUACGAAAUAUGCUACAGCAUCAGCCAAUGUCUCUUCGUGGACGACAAGCCGCAGACUAACUCCGUCACGCGUGAUACGCUGGAAGAUCUCCACCGUGACUUGACCAUUUGGUACAACAGCCUUUCCAGUUGUGUCGAAGUCUCAGGGGUCAAAGCACCUCAUACCCUGAGUGUGCAUGCUCAAUAUCACUGGGCUGUCCUGGUCUUGUCCGAAUUAAAUUUCACAUUACAGGCCGACGACGAGGACGAUGCCACAGUUGCACUCCUGGUCCCUGUUGUCCGGGCGCAGCACACGACGUCCGCCCUUGCCAUUGCCGAUCUCGUCCAUUUGCAGUCGGUAUAUUGGGGAGUCGACCACAUUCCGAUCAGCUUCCUCCAACCCGUCAACGCAGCGCUGUCCGUUGUUAUUUACGACCUCGACGCCGCCGAGCGCAAGUCUUCUUUCGUCAAGCUCGCCGUCGCCCUACACGGUCUUGCACGCCGUUCUGUUUCAGCCGAGAGCAUGCUCCGCAUAUUACGGCUCAAGUUACGCCAACUUCGGCUUAUGUCUGCUGAUGAUAGCGAGAAAUUGUUCAAAGACGCCAACGACCACUUCCAAGCAAGUCUUCUUUCACCUACCGUGGGUGUGGCUGCUGCUGGAGAGGCCGCCGCCUUCAAUGAGUCUGGAGGGCUCGAGGAGACUUACGACAUGUUGUUGGAGAAGUGGAAUACGUUUCAUUUGGGAGCGCCUUCUUCAUCCGGAUCGUCGUCGAGUUGAUGAAGUGACUGAUGCUGCUGUUCUGGAGAUGCCACCGUUUGAGAAAGAAUGGUUCCUGGGCAUAUCCUGGUCUUCGACGAAGCAGCCAAAGCACUCUGGAAGAAGCAAUGCUGUCACUUCUCAGCCUUGAAUGUUCACGUACGACGGCUCGCCGUCCUCACCAGGAGCACGCGGCUGGAUUCGAACUUGCUCACGACCAGGGCACAUCCGGGUGGCUACAAAUCUACCCUGCCUGACAGUCCUGGAAUAUAAUACACUACACCUUCCUUCGAUCGCGACCGAUCCACCACUUGACGAUACGUUCGUACUGCACGGAAUGAUGCAAUGAUAUCUGUCAUGUCUUACGAGGAACGAUGCUGAUGGAGCAAGACUACGUUAGUGACGAUACAGCAACGACUACAUGAACAUGUGUGCCUGUCGUCGGCCCCAAGGCAAUUCCUGGGUACCUAGAUGCUCAGGGCACACGGGAUCGUUGCCUAGUAUAGUACACGGUUCUACAAAAUCAAGAAUCAAGACUAUCCUAAAUCCAAUGCCUGCUCAUCCUCUUCGCAAAACGUAUUGCUUUGGUGACCAACGGCUGCGCGUGUUUAGGUAUGCGCUCUACCUGAAUUGUUCGCCUUACUACUUCAAGCACAAGGACCAAAAAUAUAAUCUCUAAGACCGGUUUGACCUGCUGCUGCCAGCAGUGUCCGUACCGUCUCUGCACCGCCCGCGUCAAAGGCUUGUCGUA